UCGACUGCCAUCAUGGAUCCCUCUCAAGAAGCCAAAUUCCCUCUUCACGAGGCUGCCCGGGAAGGCAAAACUCCAACCGCCGAAUCCCUACUGAGUGCCAACCCCAAACUCGCGACCGUGAAAGACGAUGAUGAGCGGCUUCCCAUACACUGGGCGGUAGCAUACAACCGCCUCCCCAUCGUGGAGCUCCUGCUAUCAGCCAAGAACUUCGAUCCCGAUGUCGAGGAUGGCUCCGGCUGGACACCCCUCAUGAUUGCAUCAAGCCUGAAGAACGCCGAGGGCGACCCGAUCAUCGACAUGCUCCUCAAAAAAGGCGCCGACGUAAGCACGAAAAGUGUCACCGGCCAGAACGCCCUCCACUUCGCAACCUCCAAAGCCAACCUCUCCACCGUCCGCACCCUCAUCGCCAACAAGUGCAGCGCCCGCGUCAAGGAUAAGCGUGGCCAGCUGGCUCUACAUCGGGCUGCCGCGAUCGGGUCCACGCCAAUCAUCAAGGUCCUUCUGGAGGAUGGGAAAAGUCCCAUCAACGCGACGGAUAUCGACGGCUUGACGGCGUUGCAUCAUGCGGUGUCGGAGGGACAUGGAGAUGCGGCGAUUACGUUGCUCAAGGCUGGGGCGGAGGCAGAUAAGAGGGACUCGAAUGGGGUGUUGGCGAUGGAUAUGGCACCUGAUAGUAAGGUGCGGAGCUAUAUCCUGCAGACAGCGGAGAGGGAAGGAAUUGAGUUGUAGGGUGGACUGCAGACCGAAUCGAGUAUGUGUAGGGGAUAGGAGAGAAGAACGCGACAAGGAUACCCGGAGUCUCUCCAGGCUCGAUCUAUGACUGUUUCAAUAUCUGUUCCAGUAAUUAACGGAUUUAUGCAUGGUAUUACUUUUGAAAGGACAUGGAUCACAUCACGUCGUCUAAAUCGGAAUCUAGCCCGAACAAAUACUAUGUACAAGCAGGAACAACAGGUCUACCGU
Messenger RNA from Aspergillus heteromorphus CBS 117.55, 960 nucleotides. Its product is annotated as ankyrin repeat domain-containing protein. Gene Ontology annotation, molecular function: protein binding. The coding region runs from base 13 to 729 and encodes 238 amino acids. The record is from RefSeq and is a predicted model, not a curated record. Lineage: Eukaryota; Fungi; Ascomycota; Eurotiomycetes; Eurotiales; Aspergillaceae. The transcript has 6 exons.